Messenger RNA from Linepithema humile (Argentine ant), 1971 nucleotides. RefSeq names its product BTB/POZ domain-containing protein 9. Lineage: Eukaryota; Metazoa; Arthropoda; Insecta; Hymenoptera; Formicidae. Gene Ontology annotation, molecular function: protein binding. The record is from RefSeq and is a predicted model, not a curated record.
UAGGUAUCAACUGCGGUGCGACUGAGUAAACGAAGAUGGAAGGCGGGAGAAGAGAGAAAGGAAGGGCAACAGAGGGACUCCUGAGAGCGCCGAGAAGCGGCAUAGUCGAGCGCGAGGGCCUGGUCCAGCGCUGAUGAAACAAGUUUUGUGUUCAAGAAGUGCAUAAUUUUUCAAAGAUUUUCUUUCUCGUCACGUUUUUCUCCGUAUUAACGCACGAAACAUUUUCUACAGGCAGUCGGAAGUUGAAAAUGCCUCAAAACUAUGUGUUGUAGCGGUCAAGAGAAGAGAUGAUGCAAAGUUUAUAUGCGAUUAUUAUUUCCGUCUAUGUGAUCUGCUUUUAACGAGCGUCUGAUUUGGUUGAGCGCUAAGAUAGGGGAACGAUGGGAACUAGAGCUGUUGCCGUUGCGGCGGCGGCAGGUGCUGCCGGGAUGUCUGGUGAGGCUGGAUUGGCUGGUGUACCAAGACUACUAGAAGAUCUGGCGCGACUCUCCGAGGAUAAGGACUCAGCUGAUAUCGUGUUUCUCUUGGGGAGGGACGAGACCCCGGUUUAUGCCCACAGAAUAAUACUUCAAGCAAGAUGCAAGAAUUUCACGGCUGCCAAAAGAAUCGGCACACCCACUAAUCCGACGCCGGUGCGAAUGCCGCACGCACAUCCGGAAACAUUUCGUCAAUUUAUUCGCUAUAUUUACACCGGCAUGAUAAUAUUACAAGAUAGCGGAAUUUUCGAAAUGUUAGGAUUAGCGCAAGAACUUGGAAUCGAGGAACUUUGGAGAAGUUGCGAGGACCACGUGUCUUCCACUUUAAGUCCCGCAAAUGCGUGUGCACUCUUAAGCGCCGCUUUGGAAGCUCAGGAACGAGUUCCAGGAGGAAAAGCUGCUUGUUCAUCUUUUAUUGAGAAAUGCUUUGCUUUUAUUGGUGAGAAUGCUAUGGACACAGUAAAGACAACAGCAUUUUGCAAUUUGCCAAAGGAUGCUUUGGUAAAAUUGAUAUCGUCAGACUACCUUAAUCUAGAAGAAGAGGAUGUAUGGCGAGCUGUCCUCAAUUGGGCAAAGUAUCAGGCAGGAGUUACGCAGCCUACACAGCACUGGACUGAGGAGGAGCGUGUGAGGGUGUGUCAGCAUUUGUCUGGUGUGAUAAAUCAUGUGCGGCUGCUACUUAUUGAUAGCCAGGUAUUUGCAGAGGAAGUAGAGCCAACAGGAGCAGUGCCGAUAGAGAUGUCAUUGGAGAGGUAUAGAUAUGCGGCCUUACCGAGCAAAUACUCAGAAAUCUGUUCUGACAAACGACUGCAACCACGAGUGAAUUCGUGUCUGUUCUUUCCGGGCUCGCAAAUUCUCUCCAGGGACAAAAUUGGUUUCCAAAGAAUCUUGAAUCAGUGGUACGGUGUGCCCAAACAAAGCUGGCGGUUGCUUUAUCGAGCAUCUUCUCAUGGCUAUUCAGCGGCAUCUUUUCAUCGGCAUUGUGACAAUGCUUCUCCAACAUUUGUGAUAUUAAUGGGAAUGCGUGGCGAAAUAUGUGGAGGAUUUAGCGACGUUUCAUGGGGUAAGACACACUCCAAGGUGCAAUACGUUUCUUCAGAGAGGAGUUUUCUUUUUACGUUAGCGAAUACUAAAGACAUACCACCGACGAAGUUCGACAUAAUAAAGAAAUCAUUUGCAAUCUGUCCCCAUCCAGACAUAGGGCCGAUUUUUGGUGCCGGAGCUGAUUUGCUUAUAUCGAACAACUGCAAUGUGAAUAAGGAUAGUUACACUAAUCUUCCACAUUCUUAUGAUGGAGAACACGCGUCCAGUACACUACUCAUGAGCGAUUAUCAUUUUUCAGUAGUCGAUUAUGAAGUUUUUACUCCAAGUCAUCCUGUUCCUAAAUCCAAUCAUUAAGUUAAUUGCCACAAUAUAUCUGACAAAAAUACGUGAUUCUUUUUAUAUUUAUAAAUUAUUAAUAUUAUUAAUAUCAUAUUGAUUACACGUUUAUUCA